This is a messenger RNA of Salvia splendens (bonfire salvia), 681 nucleotides long. RefSeq lists its product as uncharacterized. The transcript is spliced from 3 exons. The record is from RefSeq and is a predicted model, not a curated record. The coding region runs from base 200 to 529 and encodes 109 amino acids. NCBI's taxonomy places the organism in Eukaryota, Viridiplantae, Streptophyta, Magnoliopsida, Lamiales, Lamiaceae.
CUCCAUCACAUUUUCACCACUUUGGCAAACAUCUAUAUAUUACUAGUAUAUCAGUGUGUGUGUGUGUUUUAUCUGAAAAAUUCCCUUCCUUAGAUAGCGUCGUUGUUAGUGUUGCCAACUAAAAAAAAUGAGCUUUUCCAGUAUCCUUUAUUUGUGAUCCUUUUUGCCUUGUUUGAUUAGUAUUAGUAAGCUACAAGGCAUGUCUCUGGGCAGAUGGAAGAGGGAAGAGGCCUCCAUGGCCACCUUCCACGGCCGCCGCCUCUCCGAGACCACCCUCGCCGCCGUGGAAUCACUGGCCCUGCCCCUUGUGCAAGAAGUGGUGUUUUUGGCUGAUUUCCGGUGCCCCAAGUGCCAGAGGAGGGUGGCGGAGAUUAUGGCCAAAAUGAAUGGGGAAACUCAAUCGGUGGUGAUUAGUGUUUUGGAGAAGACGGUGACGCUGACGCUGACGUGUGAGGGAAAGCCGGCCAGCCGGAGCUCAAGGAGCAAGACUCCCCUAUUGUUGCGCCUAUUGCGCUAUUCUUGCAAUUAACUUCUAACCUAAAUAUAAAAUUUAUGUACAUGAGGAUCAAGACACAUUUACUAGUGCAUAUUUGUAAAUAAUAUUCUGUCACAAUUGAACCAUGUUUGGAACAUUUCUUUCUUUUUUAUUUUAUUUGAAGAAAUAAAAACAAAUUUGGUAAA